Molecule: messenger RNA, 1201 nt
Organism: Neocloeon triangulifer
Lineage: Eukaryota; Metazoa; Arthropoda; Insecta; Ephemeroptera; Baetidae
Product: metaxin-1
Exons: 7
Coding region: 169-1122 (317 amino acids)
Biological process (GO): mitochondrion organization
Cellular component (GO): SAM complex
Source: RefSeq, a predicted model, not a curated record
CCAUAAAAAUCGAUCACCUGUUCCACGAAACGGCGCCGGUGCGGACUUUGUUGUUUUCUUCUUCGAGUUUUUCGCUCUAGAAAGUGACCUGAGACCUACGUCCAGCGCGAACAAUUCGCUUUUAAUUUUGAUAAAAUCUCGGCUUCUUAAACUUGCAAGUCUUAAAAAAUGUCCUGGUCAAUGACACUUGAUGUCUGGGCCGGAGACUGGGGGCUUCCGUCGAUCGAUCUUGACUGCCUCAGGGUCAUGACUUAUGCCAGGUUUUGUGGCGCCCCCGUGACGCAUAGAGUGGUGCGUACCCCGUAUUUUUCACCCAGCGGGAAACUACCAGUUUUUAGACACGGACCAAACAAUGUCUUGACCGAUUUUGAUGAAAUUGUGUCUUACUUGCACGCAAAGAAUUUUGGCACUGAUCUCAGUAAAGCACAGAGUUGUGAAACAGUAUCCUAUUCAGCAUACCUUGAGGAAAAGUUAUUGCCUGCUCUGCUGCACACAUGGUGGCUGGAUGAGAAAAAUUGUCUCGAGCUGUCCCGUCCUUGGUACGCUAAAACCCUCCGACUGCCGUUCAACUUCUUCUACCCAGGGCAGUACCAACACAAUGCCAAAUUGAGAAUAGAUACCUGCUACAUUGGAACACCUAAUGAGAUUGAAACACAGAUUUUCAACGAUGCAGAGCAGUGUUUGAACAAUCUCUCGCAGAAACUUGGGGACAGUCAAUAUUUUGGUGGCACCCGUCCUUUCUCACUAGACGCAACAGUUUUUGCCUACCUAGCCCCUUUACUCAGGGCACCCUUUCCAUCAAAUCGACUGCAGAACCACCUGAAAAACAGCAAAGUGCUAGUCGAGUUCUGCAAGAGAAUCAGCCAGAAUUACUUUGAAAACUCAUUCAUCAAAUUUGAUUCGGAUAAGAAAAAAACUGAAGCAACAAGUAAAGAAACGGAAGAAGACUUUCCAAAUCAAAAACGGAACUGGCUAGUUGCUUCCAUAUUUGCUACUGCUGCCAUGACUGGGUAUCUGUUUAGCCAAGGAAUGCUUCAGAUUUCUCUUCAGCCCCAGAAAAGUUCUGCCAAAAGAGAGCUAGAUGAGACCUUAGAGGACAUGUACCUGAAUCAAGAAACCUGAGCUUCACCUUUGGCAUUCCUGUUCGGCCUAGUCUUUUGUUUAGUUACCUCACUAAUAAUAAGACAGCAAUUUCUAAAAA